AUCACCCCUCAACUUCAGACACGAACCAACUCCACCAAGAAUCGCCUAACACCAUGAGCACACAGAUCAGUCUUGACGCCUUGCCUUAUGUCGACAAACAAAUUGACGAGCCAGGUGUCCGUACCUUGGUCGACAAGUUAAUCGCCUCAGAGAUGAAGCGCAUGCCCAAGCCUACGCGCGAUGUCUCUGAUAUCGAACUUUUCAAAGACAAUGAACUUCUCCAACAGGAGUUCGAUCGCAUUAGGAGAGGAAAGCCCAUGGAGCCAAAACUCGAUCUCUCGCGCUAUCAACUCGAACCACCCUCUGCCACAUCCUCGACAUCAACAGCAACAGUAUCAGCAACAUCAUCAAAACAAACAACAACAGGAUCAGAAUCAGGAUCAACUGAUACAAUAACGCCCUCUGCAUCUGAAGAGCUCCCAGAGGGUCGUAUCCUGUGGCUCAAGGCCCUCGAUAACGCGAACGCGCAGCUCGAACACCAGAACCAACGUAUCCUGAACCUCGAACUCGUCCAAAAGUUUGGAGGCAACGCCUGGAACAUUCAUAAUUAUCAGAUGGAAUACGAUCUCUCUUUGCUCCGGAAGGCCGUUGAUGACAAGCGAGCCGAGGUCAUUGAACUCAACAAACUCAGAAAGCGCGAUCAGCUGGACGUCGCGGAGUCGUUACAGAGGCUGGAAGCCAAAUGGGCAGAGAUGAUCAGCUCAACAUUGCAGGUUGAGGUCGCCAGCGCAUCAUUGGAAGCCGAGUUGGAGCAACUGAGAGCUUAUGAGGCCAACUUGAGAAAGGAACUCGACAUGCCUCUUGCUCAGCAAUAAAUUUCGACUUCACCGCAACUCCUUCACGUCCUAUAAUAAACGUACGAUAUAUGAGG
Messenger RNA from Gamsiella multidivaricata, 871 nucleotides. Its product is annotated as Pre-mRNA-splicing factor SPF27. Gene Ontology annotation, biological process: mRNA processing. NCBI's taxonomy places the organism in Eukaryota, Fungi, Mortierellomycota, Mortierellomycetes, Mortierellales, Mortierellaceae. Gene Ontology annotation, cellular component: Prp19 complex; precatalytic spliceosome; catalytic step 2 spliceosome. The record is from RefSeq and is a predicted model, not a curated record. The transcript has 4 exons. The coding region runs from base 54 to 815 and encodes 253 amino acids.